Messenger RNA from Colletotrichum costaricense, 1548 nucleotides. Its product is annotated as phosphomethylpyrimidine kinase. Gene Ontology annotation, biological process: thiamine biosynthetic process. The coding region runs from base 1 to 1548 and encodes 515 amino acids. Gene Ontology annotation, cellular component: cytosol. NCBI's taxonomy places the organism in Eukaryota, Fungi, Ascomycota, Sordariomycetes, Glomerellales, Glomerellaceae. The transcript has 11 exons. Gene Ontology annotation, molecular function: hydroxymethylpyrimidine kinase activity; phosphomethylpyrimidine kinase activity; thiaminase activity. The record is from RefSeq and is a predicted model, not a curated record.
AUGGUUCAGGGACGGGUUCUUGUCAUUGCCGGCUCGGACUGCUCCGGCGGAGCAGGCCUGGAGGCGGACCAAAAAGUCAUCGCGGCGCAUGGCUGCUAUGCCAUGACGGCCACCACGGCGCUGACGGCGCAGGACACGACUGGAGUGCACGACAUUCACCACGUGCCGCAGGAGUUUCUUCUCAAGCAGAUUGAUGCCUGUUCCGGCGACAUCGGGGUGGACGUCGUCAAGACUGGCAUGCUGGCUUCGCCUGCUACGAUUGAGACGGUUGUCGAGGCUCUCAAGAGGCACAAGGUCCCCAAGGUCGUCGUUGACCCGGUCAUGAUCGCGACCAGCGGCGCAGAGCUGCUCCCUCGCGAAGCCGUCGCCGCGUUGCUGGAAGGCCUGCUCAAGCUCACCACCGUCCUCACGCCAAACAUCCCCGAGGCGAAGCUCAUCCUCGAGGACUCGGGCCACGCGCCGGUCGAGGUAGAGAGCGUCGGGGACCUCGAGGCGAUGGCGAAGGCGGUGCAGGCGCUGGGGCCCGAGUGGGUGCUCGUCAAGGGCGGACACGCGCCGUUCAAGGCGGAUUUGACUGUGGCGAAGAGCGAGGAGGACAAGGCUGUUGUUGUGGAUGUGUUGUAUGGGCACGGCGAGUUUUGGCAUGUGCAGAGCCCGUAUCAGAGUUCGACGAAUACGCACGGGACUGGGUGUUCUUUAGCUUCUGCUAUUGCGUCUAAUCUGGCAAAGGGUCUUGGUGUACCGGAAGCUGUCAAGUCGGCUUGUCGAUACAUUGAGGCCGGGAUCAAGACUGCUCCUGGGUACGGAAAGGGGCAUGGUCCGCUGAAUCACUUUCACUCUAUCCAGACGCUGCCCUUUGCACCUGGGCGCUUUAUCGAGUACAUGCUCGAGAGACCGGAUGUCAAAGAUGUUUGGAAGACGUUUGUGUAUCACCCCUUCGUCAUGGCCAUGGGAGACGGGACGCUGCCCAUGGAGUCGUUCAAGCAGUAUCUCAUCCAGGACUACCUCUAUCUGGUUCACUUCGCUAGAGCCAACGCGCUGGCUUCUUACAAGGCGAAGAGCAUAGCAGACAUCUCGGCCGGUGCCACAAUCGUCAACCACAUAACUCGUGAGAUGAGCCUGCACAUCGACUACUGCAAGGGUUUCGGCAUCACGGUGCCUGAAAUCGAGGCUACAGAGGAACAUCAAGGCAAGUCUUAUCUUGUGGAUGUUGCCUGCACGGCGUACACGCGCUACGUCCUCGACGUGGGCGUCAGCGAGGACUGGAUCGCGCUGCAAAUGGCCCUCGCGCCAUGCCUGCUCGGAUACGGCGCCGUGGCAAAGCAGCUCCACGGCGACGUCAAGACGAAGCGCGAGGAGAACACGUACUGGAAGUGGAUCGAGAACUACGUCGCUGACGACUAUGUCGAGGCGGUGAAGACCGGCUCAGAGUUGAUUGAGAGGCAUGCCGCCCUGCAGAGCCCAUCGAGUAUAGAGCGGUUGAUCAAGAUCUUUAUUCACGGCACAAAGAUGGAGAUUGGUUUCUGGGAAAUGUUUCCCUACCGGUGA